AUGUCUGAGGGAGAAGUUGACGUCGCGGCCGUUUCCCAGUAUGAGGUCCUCCCCAAGGAGGUCCUCGCUGAGGUUGGCAGUGUGAAGCUGUUCAACCGCUGGAGCUACGAGGAUGUCGAGAUUAGGGAUAUCUCUUUGACCGACUACAUCCAGAUCCGCUCCCCCGUCUACCUCCCCCACUCCGCUGGUCGCUAUGCCGUCAAGCGCUUCCGCAAGGCCAACUGCCCCAUCAUUGAGCGUCUCACCAACUCCCUCAUGAUGCACGGUCGCAACAACGGCAAGAAGCUCAUGGCUGUCCGCAUUGUCGCUCACGCCUUCGAGAUCAUCCACCUCAUGACCGACCAGAACCCCAUCCAGAUCGCCGUCGAUGCCAUCGUCAACUGCGGUCCCCGCGAAGACUCCACCCGUAUCGGUUCCGCCGGUACCGUCCGUCGCCAGGCCGUCGAUGUCUCUCCCCUCCGCCGUGUCAACCAGGCCAUCGCCCUCCUCACCACCGGUGCUCGCGAGGCUUCUUUCCGCAACGUCAAGUCCAUUGCCGAGUGCCUUGCUGAGGAGCUGAUCAACGCCGCUAAGGGCUCCUCCAACUCCUACGCCAUCAAGAAGAAGGAUGAGCUCGAGCGUGUUGCCAAGUCCAACCGUUAA
Sordaria macrospora k-hell is the source of this 642-nucleotide messenger RNA. RefSeq names its product 40S ribosomal protein uS7. The record is from RefSeq and is a predicted model, not a curated record. Gene Ontology annotation, biological process: ribosomal small subunit assembly; translation. NCBI's taxonomy places the organism in Eukaryota, Fungi, Ascomycota, Sordariomycetes, Sordariales, Sordariaceae. Gene Ontology annotation, molecular function: structural constituent of ribosome; rRNA binding; mRNA binding. Gene Ontology annotation, cellular component: ribosome; cytosolic small ribosomal subunit.